Molecule: messenger RNA, 3028 nt
Organism: Athalia rosae (coleseed sawfly)
Lineage: Eukaryota; Metazoa; Arthropoda; Insecta; Hymenoptera; Athaliidae
Product: SH3 domain-binding protein 5 homolog
Exons: 7
Coding region: 376-2310 (644 amino acids)
Biological process (GO): intracellular signal transduction; negative regulation of protein tyrosine kinase activity
Cellular component (GO): cytoplasm
Molecular function (GO): protein kinase inhibitor activity
Source: RefSeq, a predicted model, not a curated record
UGACCUCAACAUGGCCGGUGCAGGAAUACGGUUCUGCUGGUUCUGCAGCUCGAGCAGCUGAUUUUUUAUUUUUUUUAUUUACACUAUACUAGUACAACGAUCGUAGUAAGAGAUUAAAGGUGCAUUCUGAUAGUCGGAGGAAGUACGCAAUCGCAGAGGAGCGAAGAACAUCUUCAACGUUUUCUCUGUUCCUCUUCGGUGUUAGACCAGUGAGAUUUAUAAAUAUAACCUGACCUUGCAUACUAAAUGUCGUAUUACGUCAGUGUUCCUAUAAUCAUAUGAAAUAUCGAGUUCAUCUAUGGAGGCGUCCACAUAAAGUGCGAAAAAUUACGAUAAAAUGAUACAAAAUUGUUAAAUGAAGCUUAUAAACAAAGAAUGGACGUCCCGGAUGACGCGGGCGUCGACGCCGAGGGGCCCUUGGAUCCCCGCAUCCAGAUAGAGCUGGAGAAUUUGAACAAUGCAACUGAUGAGAUAAAUAAAUUGGAAAUAGAGUUAGAUGAGGCACAUACAGCAUUUCGUCAGUUAUCAUCAGAAUCAACAAGACGACUAACAGAAAUUGCCAAUAAGAUUGGACGUAGCUGUAUAGAAAAAGCAAAAUGUUACUAUAAAGCAUUAGAAGUGGCUCGUCAGGCACAGGUACAAUGCCAACGUCAAACUCAGCUCUUUCAGAGGGCUAAUGAAAUUCAUGCCGCAGCUAAAGAAACAGUUGCCUUAGCUGAAACAAGAUUCAUAUCACAUCAACAUGAGGUGAAUUUUGAUCAGGCCUGGCAAGAUAUGCUCAAUCAUGCUACUAUCAAGGUAAUGGAUGCAGAGAAUCAAAAGGCUGAGUGUGGCAGAGAGCACCUCAAAUGUGCUACCCUAUUUCAUGAUGCAGAAAAAAAAGUACAGAACCUAGAAGAGAAACAUCGCAGAGCAAUAAUCAAAUCCAGGCCGUAUUUUGAAGUCAGAGCUCAAUGCGACGAGAUGCUCGCAACACAGAAGAGUAGGGUAGAAUAUUUGCAGAAACGAGUUAAAAAAGCUAAGGAUUCGUAUGCGACUAGUCUUCGAGUUCUCGAAAACAUCAGUAAUCAAAUUCAUCAACGAAGACGUGAAUAUGAUAUAAUGACCAAAGGGCCAAGAGAGCCGGGCGUGGGUGCGGAACUUCAAAGUCCGACAGAGAGUUUGAGUUAUGAAGCUGAAUUAGACAAGUUAUCCUUAUCCAGGAUAAACUCUAUAGCCAGCAGUGAGCCAGACUUGGAAGAACGGCAUCGAGAUUUUGAGGAUGUUGACGAAUUGAAAUACCGCAUGGAACAACUUAGUGCACGGUCCGUCGAUGGGAGUGAAUCUACUUCGAGCCAGUGGGAGUUGGAGUUACAAGCUAGUGUCGAAAGAUUGAAUACCUUGCCAAUAAGAAAGUUAAAUUCAAGUACUACAGAGGCAAUAAUUAACGAUUCACCAAGUCACGAGUGUAAUGAGAUCGGCAGUGUAAAGUCGGAGACCUGUGAGACGCAGCGCGAUGCUUCCGUUAGAGACUUCGGAGCCAUUGAGUGUAAAGUUAAACAAAAUGAUGAAAAUGAGUCUAAAAAAUUAAAUGAACCGUUAGUGAAUGUGAAAAAAAGACCUUUAUCUCGUACGGGUAUUACGUGGUAUUCGACAUCACCGAGUUCGUCAAAGUCAGGAAUAAUCCAUUCUGAGACUUUCUCUACUAGCGGUUUUUCAAAGUCGUUAGACAACAGCCUUGUCAAUAUCGGGAAUAUUAUAUUUCAAAAAGAAAGUGGCAGUGGACAAGAGGUGGAUAAUUGUCAAGCAUCAGGAUCCAGAUCAAUUGGAACGGGCAAUUUUGUUGAAGAUAUCGUAAUUGAUGUGAAAAAAAGUGACGAAAACUGGGAACAUAUGAACAAAGAUGGUGUUAAAAAAAAGAUUUCCGUUGACACGGUGAACUUGGAAAUAGCUGAAUUUGUCGGAACGACCAUAAAUAAUGAACAAUUCAGUAAAGGAGACGAGAUACGGAAUGAAAAUACCACACAUGACAAAAUGGAGCGGAAACAUAAUCAGAGAUUUAAGGGUUCGACUUCAAAUAUCGCAAAGCAUCGAAUGUUAGCAAAAUCAAGAAUGGCGAAAUCGUAUGAAAACAAUUUGGACAAAGAUUUUGUAAUGUGUCUUAAAGCGGAGAAACAAAGUUCACAAGCUUCUAGCGUAAAAGAAUUGCCCCUCUUAUCAAUUAUUCAUAGGUUUCCUGAGUCUCGGUUCUCUAAGGACAGGAGUUCCAGCAUGACUGACUUAGCGGAGAAAAAAGAUCCCAAGACUUAUACAAAUCGAUCAGAUUCCUGAGCCCAAUAGCCGAUAUUUGAGCUCAGAAACAUUUUUAUCAUUAGUUCACCUCGUACCCGACACCAUCGGAUUUACCUAAUCGGCAAUAAACACAAUGAACUAUCGGCCUAAAUGAUAUUACAUUGUAAUUCAGAAUACAUUUCGUGCCAAGGUUUGAAUUUUCUCUAAAUCACAAAUUACAGUUGUAAGUUUUAGUGGUGUUUCAUUUACUUGUUAAUUAAGAUAGGUUUUAACAGCGUUUUUAUGUAGAUGCGUAUUUAUGGUUACCUUCCUGCGGUUUGAUAUUUUUACUUGUAAUUUAUCCAUAUAUACAUACCGCGUGUCCCAGCGUUUACACCGCAGUAUGCCUGGUUGCCUGCCAUCGAGCGCCAGGUUCACGCUACAUCGGCAGGUCCAACUAAGAUCCGUCAAUGAACGUGGCGCUAUAGGUAAGACGGCACUUAAGAGCAGGCAACCAAACAUACUAACGUCUAAACGAUGGGACACACGGUAUAUUUUAACGUGAAAUGACAAUGUAUCAGUACAAUUUAAUUUUAUUGUGAAUGAUUUUAUAAAAUUGGUCUGUAAACUAUAAACUGAUGAUUCGUUUGUUAACUACCGUUGAAACAAUUCAAAUGUAAUACGUUUGUUCCACCCAAUUAUUAUCGGAAAUUCUAAUCAUCGAUGUAAAUAAAUAAACAUACAGAUAAUAAAUAUUCGAAAAUAUCGACAUUAAUCA